AUGAGGCGGGAAGAGGGGGAAGAGGAGGGAACCAGGAUGAAGGCCAAAGGGGACGGUCAGGUGAAGGAGGAGGCGGAGAUCCCUGAGACGGGGGAGCCGGUGGGCCCUCUGGUGAGCACCGUGCCCACCCCGGCGCCCCACAGCAAGGGCGGCCGGUUCUCUGAGGCGUGGGAGUACUUCCACCUGGCCCCUGCUCGUGCUGGGCACCACCCCAACCAGUACGCCACCUGCCGCCUGUGUGGCAGGCAGGUGAGCCGUGGCCCCGGGGUGAACGUGGGCACCACAGCCCUGUGGAAGCACCUGAAGAGCAUGCACAGAGGGGAACUGGAAAAGGGUGGCCACGGCCAGGCAGGGCAGCGCCAGGCCCUAAGGCCCCAAGGGCCCCGGCUCCCCGUGGGCAUCGAGGGCGAGUGGGCCAGGCUGCUGGAGCAGGUGGGGGCCCUGGCCCUGUGGGCCAGCCAAAGAGAAAAGGACCUUCUGAGGAGGGAGAGGGCAGUGGAGUGGCGGGAGAGGGCUGUGGAGAGGAGGGAGCGAGCGGUGGAGGAGGUGGAGAGAGCCAUCCUGGAGAUGAAGUGGAGGGUGAGGGCGGAGAGGGAGGCCUGCCAGAGGGAGACAGACCCGCUGGCAGCGGCUCACCCCUUCCACUUUGUUUAAGUCGGGCUUGGGGAAACCUAUUCUGAAAACACUGACUUUACACUCGCAGCAAAGGGCCAUUUUAGUUCCAGCUUCAAUAUAUAGGAAAGCAAUUUAGUGGGAUUUUGUUUUUAAGAGACAGAGUACCUCCUAGGGGUCAACCUCAGCAGGUCUGAAUUAACCAAAUGCUUAGCUACAGGCUUCCUAGUGCUGUA
Molecule: messenger RNA, 848 nt
Organism: Miniopterus natalensis
Lineage: Eukaryota; Metazoa; Chordata; Mammalia; Chiroptera; Miniopteridae
Gene: ZBED2
Product: zinc finger BED-type containing 2
Molecular function (GO): DNA binding
Source: RefSeq, a predicted model, not a curated record